AUGAUACCUCCGAAACCCCUCCUCACAGCCCCCACAAUAAACCCUCGUAUACCCCACCCCAACACACUCCCUACACCGCUCAAGCGCAAUCCCCUCGCCAUCACAACUCCGACACUGCAUCGUGAUACACGGCGCAUGGAACUCCCCGCGCGCCUCGUCGCCGCCGCCCUCCAUCUCGAAGAACCCGCGUUUGCCGAAGCAGGAGGGGCACGGCUCGGAGGUGGUUCCUGUGCCCCUGCAGCGGGGGCAGGGCUGGCUGGUUGGCUGGCUGGCUAG
Messenger RNA from Aspergillus lentulus, 276 nucleotides. RefSeq lists its product as uncharacterized. Lineage: Eukaryota; Fungi; Ascomycota; Eurotiomycetes; Eurotiales; Aspergillaceae. The record is from RefSeq and is a predicted model, not a curated record.